This is a messenger RNA of Indicator indicator, 615 nucleotides long. It is a transcript of the gene MISO1, whose product is annotated as chromosome 13 C3orf33 homolog. The transcript is spliced from 5 exons. The coding region runs from base 16 to 615 and encodes 199 amino acids. The record is from RefSeq and is a predicted model, not a curated record. NCBI's taxonomy places the organism in Eukaryota, Metazoa, Chordata, Aves, Piciformes, Indicatoridae.
AGCCUGAGCGCCGGGAUGGCGGUGGCGGGGGUGCUGGUGCUGGCGCGGAGCGUCCGCAUGACAACAAAGUUCACAAGUGCUCUGGAUAUACCUGUGGAGUUUGUCACAAAGAAUGUGAAACUGAGGGGGAAAUUACAUCACAUCACGGAGAAAGGUCUGGAGGUUGAACACAUUCCCAUCAGCAUUCCUCUCAUCACAUCCAUACAGAGAAAAUGGCAAUCCAAAGGUCUUCUGCUGGUGAAGCUUGCUGGAGUGGAGUGGGCUCCCAGUGGCAUGGCCUGGUUACAGCAGGAGCUGAAACCCAAACAGAUGAUCUGGUUCCAGCUCCUGGGAAGGGAGGAGCUGGCACUCGAGUGCCUUGUGUUAGUAAAUAAGGGUCGAUUCCUCAGCGUGUGCUUGAACGAAGAGAUCUUGAGGCAAGGGCUUGGCAGAACAGUGCCUAUCAAAGGGCUGCCUCACGACUCCCACCUCCACUGGAAGCUUCACAGAAGGCUCCUUCGAGCAGAGUUGAAGGCCUUGAAGAAACACAAAGGAAUAUGGCAAGAAGAAAGCUACUAUGAAAGACUUCGAGAUCGGAUCAGCAGCAAUAGAGUGGUACAGGUGAACAGCCCUUGA